AUGGAAGGAAGCCGCAAUUUUAACGACAUAGUUGCAGAGCCACUCACGAGAAACAGCAGUGCUGAUUGGUUCGAAUGGGUUAAGAACUAUCUGAUAUCUCGAGAUCUUUGGGAAGUGACGAAUAGUAGCGCAAGACCAGACGAAGAUGAUUUGGAAGAUUUUGCUAAAUGGAGAAGAAACAACGCGGCAGCAUUGCACGUCAUCCGUAUCUCUUGUGGGCGUCCUAAUCACUCCCAUAUAAGAGGGGUCUCUGAAGCUAAUGUUGCAUGGGACAUUCUCUAUUGUACCUACCAUGAUAUUGCACCACGCCGUUCUUUCCCAGUGUUAACGGAGGCAGAAGAAUUAGAGAUGAGUAUUCUGCACAAGGCUAUAGCUAAAAACAACUGGUCGGCUGCAAAAGCAUCCAUUGAUCGCUAUCCUCAGGUAUUGGACGUAGAUUUUGCGAAGUCAAUGGGCGAAACACCUCUUCAUGUGGCUGCAAAGUUUGGGCAUCUGGGCAUAGUAGAGGAGCUGGUGAGAUUAGUUCCAGGAGAAUAUCUGGAGAUACGCGAUGCUUACUAUGAAAAUACUCCACUUGCAACUGUUUCACAUAGUGGAUUCAUCCCGGUUGCAGAAUGCUUGAUCAACAAAAAUGAAAAGGCACUUGCAAUUCCAACUGGAAACGACUGGGAGAUUCCUGCUACCUCGGCUUUUUAUUCUGGCCACAAGGAAAUGGGACAUUAUCUUUAUUCUGUCUCUCCUUUGCAAGUCUUCAAACCAGAAAACGGCACUGUGGGGCCUGAGUUCCUCCACGCCUGUUUGAGACGUAGAGAAUUCGGUAUUGCCUUGGAUUUGCUCCAAGGAUGCUCGGAGCUGCUUUUUGCUGCUGACUCAGACGGGGAACCAACAAUUCAGAAAAUUGCACACUAUCUUCAUAAUUUUCUUGACACAAGUCAACUUCCGUUCUGGAAGCGAUGGUUCUAUCACCAAGCUUAUGUUUUCUUUGAUCACUUUUGGGUGGAAGAUGUGAAAAUACCAUCAACCACAACGACUGGGCAUUUCUACGUAGAUAUUCAGCUAGAAGGCGAGAGCAACAAAGCUGGUCAAGGAAGGAAGGAAAUAUGUGAGAUGAAGUUGCGGCAUGCACAAGCAGCUGAUAUCCUAAACCUGGUUUGUGAGAAUCUGAUAUCUUUGAAUGAAGUAAAGCAGAAUAUGGUUAGAAAAGCACUGACAUCUGCAGCUGAAAGAGACAAUGUUGGGUUUUUGUUGCGAGUAAUGAUGGCAAGCCGGGAACUAAUCGAGCUGGACAGUCAUGGUGAGUCAUACAUGGAUAUUUUCUUCGAUGCUGUUAAAUACCGCAGAGCUGAGAUUUUCAACCUCCUCCAUGGUUUUCGCUUUAAGAAUAAGGUGGUAUCAUUAAUUGAUAAAAGGAACUCAAAUACCUUGCUGCAUGUGGCAGCCAUGUUGGCUCCUUCUACGUACCUUAAUAGCAUCCCCGGCGCCGCAUUACAGAUGCAGAGAGAACUGCAAUGGUUCGAGGCUAUUGAGAGUAUGACGGAUCCUGGAGAUAGGCUAGUUGUAAACAAGGACAAGUUGAUGCCUCUAGAGUAUUUCAAAACAAACCACAAAGAGCUGAGGGCUGAAGGAGAAAAAUGGAUGAAAGAAACAGCAUCUUCUUGCUCAGUUGUUGGGGCUCUAAUUGUUACCAUCAUGUUUGCAGCAGCUAUAACGGUUCCCGGAGGGAACAAUCAGAAUUUAGGUUACCCAAUAUUUAUGAAGGAGAGGUUAUUUAAAGUCUUUUUAAUUUCAGAUGCACUUUCCUUGUUUUCUUCCACAACUUCUGUGCUCACAUUUUUAGGGAUCCUCACGUCGCGCUAUGCAGAUGAAGACUUCCUUUACUCACUACCCACAAAAUUGAUAAUAGGUCUUUCUACACUGUUUCUAUCUAUUGCAACUAUGAUGAUUGCCUUUUCAGCAACCAUAAUGAUCAUGUUGCAAUAUCACUCAUCACGUUUAUGGGUUAUUCUUCCUGUUCUUAUACUUGCUGCUGUUCCAGUAACCCUCUUUGUAGUAUUACAAUUCCCUCUUCUUGUUGAAGUAUUUCGGUCUACUUAUGGUCCAGGCCUUUUCAAGAAGAAGGUGGUGACGUGGCCAUGA
Neltuma alba is the source of this 2136-nucleotide messenger RNA. RefSeq lists its product as uncharacterized. The coding region runs from base 1 to 2136 and encodes 711 amino acids. Gene Ontology annotation, cellular component: membrane. Gene Ontology annotation, molecular function: protein binding. Lineage: Eukaryota; Viridiplantae; Streptophyta; Magnoliopsida; Fabales; Fabaceae. The record is from RefSeq and is a predicted model, not a curated record. The transcript is spliced from 6 exons.